Messenger RNA from Amphibalanus amphitrite, 483 nucleotides. RefSeq names its product brefeldin A-inhibited guanine nucleotide-exchange protein 1-like. Gene Ontology annotation, molecular function: guanyl-nucleotide exchange factor activity. Gene Ontology annotation, biological process: regulation of ARF protein signal transduction. The transcript has 5 exons. NCBI's taxonomy places the organism in Eukaryota, Metazoa, Arthropoda, Thecostraca, Balanomorpha, Balanidae. The coding region runs from base 1 to 483 and encodes 160 amino acids. The record is from RefSeq and is a predicted model, not a curated record.
AUGUCUUUCAUUUUUGUGUACAAUAAAGCGUUCAACGUACAGAAGCAUUCACAGCCGUCGGCAGAUUCGGAGCGGGACUGGACCGAGGAGCCGGCCCCGGCCACCCCCGGCACCCUGUCCACACGCGGCAGCGAACUCAGCCUCUCAGACCAUACACCGGAGGCGUACGAGUCGCUCAAGCAGAUCAAGGACACCUGGGAGCAGGGCAUCGACAUGUUUAAUCGGAAGCCGAAGCGCGGCCUGGCGUUCCUGCAGCGUCAGGGUCUCCUGAAGGACACACCGGACUCGAUCGCGGCGUUUUUCCACGAGGAUCACCGGCUAGACCGGACCGUGCUGGGAGACUUCCUCGGCGAGCCCGACCAGCAGCAGGUCAGCAGCAGGAGAGGCCAGGGGGCCAGGGCCAGCGGCUGGUCAGCAGCAGGAGAGGCCAGGGGGCCCGACCAGCAGCAGGUGAUGGAAGCGUGGUCGCGAUACUCGGCCUGA